UAAAUAUGCAACUACUUUACACGGCUCACUUUAAUUUCUACUCCUAAUGCUAAUAACAUAAUAUCAAAUAAUUAUAGACUGUAAGCGUCGUCGACGGAAGUGCACUUUUAUAACUACUAAUGUCAAAGAGUGCCAUCUCUGUGUGCAACUGCAAGUACCGUGUAUACCAAGUGAGACCGACGAAGAGGGCCGACCUGUGCGCGACGGUAAUCAGGAACUGCAGCAAGUGCGACAACAAAUUUCCCAAAUCGACCGUGAUUUACAAACUAUGGAACAGUUCAUCAGUGACAGCAACGAAGCUCGCCAAGUGGAAUGGAAACUUCGUGUGGUCAAUGGGCGCAUUUAUCUGGUUAGCCGAAUUAAGAACCUGGAAGAACUCUUAAUGUACAACCAAGCAUCAAUACGAUACCUCUCUCCCUUUCAACAACUAUUCAGCAGAGAAAGUAUUCAGUUCAAAGGCACCACUCCGAGUAUUGCGGUGGCGUCGACUGCUCUGAUUAUUCGCAACGCCAACCCUUCCAACAAGCCAAACCGUACUGAUCCAACUCCACGUGGUCGCCCAGAUUCGUUUUACAAGCAGUAUAUGGAUGAGCUCAUAACGCUCUAUAUGGAACGAUACAAUCCAUUUGUCGGUUUAUUACAUGCACCUUCGUUCCUACAACAUUAUCAAAGCCUAAAAGACCCUCUAUCAAGCCCCAUCGUCCUGGCAGCCUGCGUCGAUACCAUUGCCUAUUUCUUUUCGAGACUGAAGUAUUCGUCAGAAGAAAAGCGUCAUCUCGCCGAAUUUUUUUACGUCAGGUGCCGAGACAUGCUGAUAGGGGAGAUGUUUGACGAUCCAAGGCAGAGGCUCCAGGCAAUUAUUGCAUCGAAUCUGUUGAUGCAGUAUCUUUUGGACCUGCUGCUUGAAUUUGGCGAAGCCCGGCGAUUAUUAACCGUAGCUUACCUCGCAUGCCACGAAGUCAAUGUUGACGACCUAUCGACAGUUGAAUACGCACUGUUCCAACGACAUCGUGCCACUGUACAAAUAUACUUCACACAAGUCAACAUGGCAUUUCAUGACAAGUUUGAUCUUGGCAUUGUCGAAUGGGAUAACGUUUACCCAAUGGAUGAUGAUCCACCAGCGGUACACAGUUAUCUCGCCAUGUGGAAAUGCAUACUUGAAUUGGGUAGCUCGCCGUAUAUUGUGUCUAUUUUGGAAACAUUAAGCGACGCAAUUAUUCAUGGAAGAAAGUGUGAGUUGAGCCUUGAUAAUAUCCUGCGGUAUGAACCAACGAUGCGCUCUUGGUGGAAAAAUAUACCAGAGGAAUUCCGUCUCUGCGAGGAACCGUUCGAUUUAACGUCGGCCAAAGAAGCCUUAGAAAGGGUUACUUCAUCCACUCAAAUGGGUCCAUUUGCUUUUCUGCAUGCAUUUACGGCUAUCGUUCAGUCAGUUUUGCUAAAGCCGCAACUGGCACAAGAUACAGGCGAACCAAUCAAUGACGACAUUGUCAAUAUCAUAAAGGAAAAGGCCAUGUCCCUAACAUUAUGCUCAACGCAACUACUUGUCCAGAUGAUGAAAAAGAAUCUUGAAGUAGAUAUUGAAGCUGUACCCUUAUCGUUUGGCUUUAUGAUUAGUGUUCUUCACUCAGUCUGCAACAUCGUAAUGACUUAUCAUCAAGUGAAUCUUUCGCCUGCUACUGAAAGAACACUGAUGCAUUGUUUCUUCCAACUGUCAUCGAUCGUGCCUCUCGAUCAUCAUAUUCCUCGGUCAAUUUCGUCCCUGGAGUCGUUUAUGCUUACGUUAAAAUCCAACCCAUUGUCGAUGUACGAAAAGUACCCCAUGCCUAGACUUGCUAUGCUAUCCGACAUACUUUAUACCUGUUUUGGACAAUUAAAUGUAAUUUAAUAAUACUGUACAUACACAACAGCAUACACAUAAAGUUGUAUAUAUUAUCCCCUAUGUAAUAUUUAAAUGAUGACGAUCUCUGCCACAUCUAUAACCAUCAAUACCGAUAGUCACAACAUAUUAAGUGCAUAUUGUGUCUUGAUACAUACUACAUAUAUAUUUUAGAGCAAAUAUACACAGCCGAUAUUAUUGUCACCAACCUGUAAUUCCAUGUAGUAAGAUCUGGUAGGGUCAUUAAACGAAAUAGAAAGUUUGUACCUGAGGUGGUGUUGAUAUCAGGGAGCUGUUUCGAUUUAGGCGAGUCUGACAAGCAGAUGAUAUGUAAUUAGCAGGUUUUCAAACUUUGUACUACCUCACGCAGAGAAGAGAAGGUUGG
This is a messenger RNA of Zychaea mexicana, 2261 nucleotides long. RefSeq lists its product as uncharacterized. The coding region runs from base 269 to 1885 and encodes 538 amino acids. The record is from RefSeq and is a predicted model, not a curated record. The transcript has 3 exons. NCBI's taxonomy places the organism in Eukaryota, Fungi, Mucoromycota, Mucoromycetes, Mucorales, Lichtheimiaceae.